Beta vulgaris subsp. vulgaris (sugar beet) is the source of this 1500-nucleotide messenger RNA. RefSeq lists its product as uncharacterized. The record is from RefSeq and is a predicted model, not a curated record. Bases 1 to 1500 code for a protein of 499 amino acids. NCBI's taxonomy places the organism in Eukaryota, Viridiplantae, Streptophyta, Magnoliopsida, Caryophyllales, Amaranthaceae. Gene Ontology annotation, molecular function: RNA-DNA hybrid ribonuclease activity; nucleic acid binding. The transcript has a single exon.
AUGGGUUUCAAGGAUUCAAAAGUGUUCAAUGAUGCUCUUUUGGGGCGUCAAGCAUGGAGGCCUAUUAGGAAACCCAAUUCACUUUUUGGCCGGGUUAUGAAAGCGAAGUACUACCCUAACUCCGAUUUUAUUGAUGCAUCGCUUGGUUACUAUUGCAGUUUUUCGUGGAAAAUUAUUUGGAGUUCAAAGGCUCUUGUGAAAGAGGGAUGUAUAUGGAGAAUAGGUAUAGGUGAAAAUGUUAGAGUGUGGGAUGCACCAUGGGUGGCGGAUGACCAAGGGCGUUUCAUUACUAGCGCGCCUUGUGAAGGUAUUCAUCGAGUUUGCGACCUGAUUGACACUCGAAGUGGGGAAUGGAACUUUGAUCUUCUCGAAGAACGUUUUAGUGACCGUGAUAGAAAAUGCAUUCUUUCCAUACCAUUGUGUGUUGAAUACCCCCAACGUCAUGAGAUGACUUGGGCAUUAUCGAAGGAUGGUUUAUAUUCCGUCAAAACAGCUUAUUUGCUUGGAAAAGGCCUCGAUCUGGACUCUUUCCACCAAGCCUGGGUUGUCAUUUGGAAGAUUGACGACAACCCUAAGGUUCGUCAUUUUUUGUGGAGGUUGUGCUCUCACUCGUUGCCUACUAAAGCUCUCUUGAAAUAUCGUCACCUUAUUGAAGAAGAUGCGUGCCCUUGGUGUUGUGGUGCCCCGAAAACGGACACCCAUGUGUUAUUUGAGUGUCCACGGAUUGUUGAGCUUUGGCGAGAUUGUUGCUACGAAGAUAUGUGCGUGAGUGAGCUAGGUAUUAUUAUGUGUGAUAGAGUGGCUAGUUGGAAGUUGUUGGACAAGAAAUUGGUGGUUAAGGGUUGCUUUUUAAUGUGGUGCAUAUGGGGGGAACGUAAUCAGUGGGUUUUCAAUGGCAAGAGGACCCAAGAUGCUAUUAUAAUUGCUCGAGUUCCAAGACUCGUGGACAAACAUGACACUUUUACCAAGCGCAUCUAUCACUCGCAAGGUACGCACGUUGGCAUCCCCAAAUCAUGGCAAGCUCCACCUGAGGGGUUCGUGAAUAUUAAUGUUGAUGCCUCGCUAGCGGUGGAUGGAUGGGUUGGCCUUAGUGUUGUGGCUCGAGGUUCGCAUGGAAAUGUACUGUUUGCUGCUUCUCGUCGCCAAAAGGCUCAUUGGGCACCAAAAGCUUCCGAGGCCAAGGCCCUAGCUAUGGGGGUCCAUCUUGGGAAGCGUUUUGGGUUCAAAGAGGUUAUUAUUGAAUCUGACUGCCAAACACUCGUCAACCGUCUCUCAAAGAGUGCUAUCUUUCUCUCGGAUUUGGAUGCUAUCCUUCACAAUAUCCUUUCUUCAUGUACUUCUUUUUCUUCUAUCAUUUGGUCUCAUGUCUUACGUGACGGGAAUUUUGUAGCCCAUCACUUAGCUAAGCUAGUUCUGUUUGGUACUGAACAAAUAUGGGAAAACCAUGCUCCUGUGGAGGUAGCUCCCUAUGUACUUAUGGACACUUUGUUCUUGAAUUAA